AUGAGCUCACGCUGUUUAGUAUCAGAAGGCAAAUGCAGAGCAACACCAUCAAUUGUACAACCAGCAGGACAAAUGACGGGACAUAUUGCUAAGGAUUGUCCCACAUUUGCUCAGAAGAAGGAUGAUAACAAUGAUUAUAACAAGAAGGGGAAAUCACGAGUUUUUACAAUGACCCAGAAGGAUGCAGAGGAAAACUCAAAUGUGAUAGCAGGUACAUUAUUAAUAUAUGAUACACCUGCUUAUGUAUUGUUUGAUGCAAGAGUUACUCAUUUUUUUAUAUCAACAUCUUUCAUCGCUAAAUCAAGUAUUAAUUGUGAUAAAUCAAAGAGUACACUAGAAGUUAGCAUUCCCUCAGGUAGAACAUUGAACACAAAUCAGUUCGCUAGGUCGGUGAAUCUUAAAAUUGAGGGAAAAACAUUUGAAGCAAAUUUGUAUGUGAUAAAGAUGAAAGACUUUGAUAUGAUUUUGGGCAUGGAUUGUAUCGGCCUUAAAGCUGAGAAAAUGUCAAGAAAGGAAAUAUCUCAAGGAUUUCCAGUUAAUAUCUCAGGAGAAAAACUGGCAACGAUAAAGAUUGAGGAUGUACUAGUGGUACAAGAAUUUAUAGAUUUGUUUCCAGAAGAUCUACCUGGUAUUCCACUAGAUAGACCAGUGGAAUUCACAGUAGAUUUAGUUCCCGAAGUAGCGCUAGUAUCUAAAACUCCAUACAUAAUGGUCCCAAAAGAACUUCAGGAGUUAAAAAUUCAGUUACAAGAACUGUUAGACAAUUGGCUUUAUUCGACCAAGUGUAUCGUCAUGGGGCGCACCGAUAUUGUUUGUAAAGAAGAAAGAUGGAAGUAUGCGGAUGGGUAUCGACUAUCGGGAGUUGAACCAUUUGAUUGUCAAGACUAG
This is a messenger RNA of Olea europaea var. sylvestris, 888 nucleotides long. RefSeq lists its product as uncharacterized. The transcript is spliced from 3 exons. The coding region runs from base 1 to 888 and encodes 295 amino acids. The record is from RefSeq and is a predicted model, not a curated record. Lineage: Eukaryota; Viridiplantae; Streptophyta; Magnoliopsida; Lamiales; Oleaceae.